AGAAAGUCUCUAUAAAGAGAGUUUGUUCUUGACAGGCGAUUGUGCUCCUCCAACAAGGACAGCGCUGUCCUUAUUCUCAGACUGUUCUUAUAAACUAGAGGCCUUGUAUCGCAGUUGAUGCCAUUGGUGUCUUCAUGCAGAAACACUCGAUACAGUGACACGAGAAUGCUCUGAUCCUAGAUAUGAAUGCCUUGCCUGUAAUCUGGGCACUCGAAUACAACAGGUGUACGUCGAUGUGUUGGAUUCCUGUCGGUCAUGGGAAUGGAGCACGCGUCUGGAAUUUUGCUGGAAUCCUGACAUUGUAGCGCACUUGAUAAAUGUGCCGAAUUGUGGUGGUGCCCUUCGAAAUUUGUGGAUUGAUUCCGCUGCAUGGACAUUUCAAAUUCCUGAGCCAAGCGAAACAGUCGUGUUCGCAUUUUCGGCCUGGAGGAUAGUGAGAAGAGAAGUCCCUGUAGAGCAGUAUGACGGGAGCGCCGGGCAGGGGGAUUGAGAAAUCCAAACGGAAGAAGAAGAAAAAAGCAACUGCUGGAAAUGGCCGUCUACUGGAAUCUGAAGCUCGUGAGUCUAGCAAUGAUCCGGAGUUUCGACUCCAGAGAGGAACCAGCAGCUAUGGUGUGCAGCCUUUAGGAAAUCUACUCUUCCAGGAAUCUCCUCAUAACGUCAGGGAUGUUGGCCUGGGUAGCCUGAGAUUACUGACCGAUGAGAUUUUGCUCGACGUUUUGGGUCUUCUCUCUGCAGAAGACUUGGGUAAGCUGGCUCUGGUCAGUAAAUCAUUUUACGUGUUCGUUCAUCAGGAUUCGUUGUGGAGAAAUCUUGUGUUGAACGAAUUUCGUGGAGACUUCAUCUUCAGGGGAAGGUGGAAAAAUGCGUACAUUACUACUCGUUAUCCCCAAUUCAGCGGCCCUACGCAUGUUCCACUGAAAGUGAAGGGAUUUUAUUCCGACCAUAUUUUCCAAAGCUGGCUCUGUGCCAGCUUAGAAAUUAAAACGGAGUGGCUCAGUCGGGACAAUAUCGAGCGGAGGUCUAACAUUAGCCUGGAGGAAUUUGUCAAGGAAUUCGAAGAACCCAACAAACCUCUUCUUCUGACGGGAGCUUUGGACCAUUGGCCAGCGCUUGCUAAGUGGGAUCGAGAGUACCUGUUGAAGCACGCGGGAGAAGUGUCCUUCGCUUGUGGACCUGUGAACAUGAAAUUGAAGGAUUACUUUUCCUACUCAGAUUUAGUGGAGGAGGAGAGGCCUUUAUACAUUUUUGACUCAAAGUUUGCGGAGAAAGCCCCCCAACUCGGCAAGGAUUACGACAUACCUGUAUAUUUCAGGGAAGAUCUUUUCUCUCUCCUGGGAAACUCGAGACCGGAUUUUCGAUGGUUGAUAUUGGGUCCAGCGAGAUCAGGCUCAUCUUUUCAUAUCGACCCGAACAGCACGUCUGCUUGGAACGCUGUUGUCAGAGGAUCUAAGAAGUGGGUUUUGUAUCCACCGGAUGUUGUGCCCCCUGGAGUUUACCCUAGUCCAGAUGGUGCUGAAGUUGCCUCUCCAGUGUCCCUCACGGAGUGGUUUAUGAAUUUUUACGACGAGACCCGACGGCGUAAGGAGAAGCCUAUAGAGUGCAUAUGCAAAGCCGGAGAGGUGGUGUUCGUGCCGAAUGGAUGGUGGCAUAUUGUUAUCAACCUCGAAGAAUCAAUAGCCAUCACACAAAAUUACGUCAGCAGGAGUAACUUACUGAACGUUCUGGAUUUUUUGAACAAGCCCAAUUCGAAGGAAUUGGUAUCCGGGACCAGAGAUCGGGAAACUUUGUACGACAGAUUCAGGAGAACGUAUGAGAACACCUUCCCAGGUACCAUUGAAAAUUUGAGCUGUGAAGCGGAUGAGAAAGCAAAAAAGCUUCUGAAAGAAAAGAUCUCUUUCUGGGACACUGUGGCAGACAACAAACAGGGGGGAGGUUUCAAGUUCGGAUUCUAAAAACCUUCGAAUGGGCACUGAGCAUGUAACUUGGAAAUUAAUGUUUUCUCGAAGGGUCUUCAUCGAGGAGCUUGGCAUCACGAAGAGCUCGACACGUCACUCCCUCGAUUUGACUUCAUCCAGAAGAGUACAUGAUGGCUCUCCCGUUUCGUUACGAGGAUUGUUCCAGGGAUAUGAGGAUUAUGAUUACGACUCGCAUGCCCCAUCAGACCUGUUUUCAACGAACUCCUUUCGCGGGGUUGAAUGUAUAAAAUGCUCUCAUUACACUGCCAAAGGGUAAUUUUAGCCUUUGAGCUGACAGUAUAUUCUGGCCGAUGGU
This is a messenger RNA of Marchantia polymorpha subsp. ruderalis, 2274 nucleotides long. NCBI's taxonomy places the organism in Eukaryota, Viridiplantae, Streptophyta, Marchantiopsida, Marchantiales, Marchantiaceae. The record is from the annotation of a GenBank genome assembly.